AAAGUGCAUUGUGCAGCUGCCAAUGUUUCAAGCCCCACUGUUCAAGGACUUCGGUCAGCUUCAUCUGUGCGACCAUUUCAGAUAACACAUCUUGAUCAUUUGGUUCUCACUGUGAAAGAUCUAGAAGCAACAGUGGAUUUCUAUACUCGAGUUCUUGGAAUGGAAGCAACUACUUUCAAGGGCGGACGCAAGGCACUUAACUAUGGUGAGCAAAAGAUCAACCUCCAUGAGAGUGGAAAAGAAUUUGAGCCAAAGGCUGCCAAACCCACUUCAGGCUCUGCAGAUCUGUGUUUCAUCACAAAGACUUCUCUGGAUCAAGUUGAAGAACACUUGAAGGCUUGUGCUGUUGACAUCAUUGAAGGGCCCGUGGAGAGGACAGGAGCAGUUGGCAGCAUCAGAUCUGUGUACAUUCGGGAUCCAGAUGGAAACCUCGUGGAGAUUUCUAACUACCUACACAUGAUGGACAGAUUAUAGUGUGCAUAUUUAUGUCUUCUUCUGAUCACAUAUUUAUGUCUUCUUCUGAUCACAUAUUUAUGUCUUCUUUUGAUUACAUAUUUGUGAUUUUUACUGAUCACAUAUUUAUGUCUUCUACUGAUUACAUAUUUAUGAUUUCUUCUGAUCACAUAUUUAUGUCUUCUACUGGUCUCAUAUUUCUGACUUCUACUGGUCACAUAUACAAAUUUAUCAGUUGCAAGGUGCAAGGUGGUGUGAAUAUCUCUUCCCUUUUAGUCUUUUGGUUUAUGAAUCUAAAUAUUGGUGUAAAUAGAGGAUAAGAGGAUAGCUUUGUUUGCCA
Messenger RNA from Aplysia californica (California sea hare), 793 nucleotides. RefSeq names its product glyoxalase domain-containing protein 5. NCBI's taxonomy places the organism in Eukaryota, Metazoa, Mollusca, Gastropoda, Aplysiida, Aplysiidae. The record is from RefSeq and is a predicted model, not a curated record.